This is a messenger RNA of Aspergillus fijiensis CBS 313.89, 1009 nucleotides long. RefSeq lists its product as uncharacterized. The coding region runs from base 441 to 821 and encodes 126 amino acids. Lineage: Eukaryota; Fungi; Ascomycota; Eurotiomycetes; Eurotiales; Aspergillaceae. The transcript has 2 exons. The record is from RefSeq and is a predicted model, not a curated record. Gene Ontology annotation, cellular component: microtubule; cytoplasm. Gene Ontology annotation, molecular function: GTPase activity; structural constituent of cytoskeleton; GTP binding. Gene Ontology annotation, biological process: microtubule cytoskeleton organization; mitotic cell cycle.
CUCUUGUCCAAAGGCUUUACCUUGAGGCUCUCACUGACACAUGGCUUUUCGACUUCCAUUGGAUUGACUUUCAGACUGUUCAGCGUGUAUGACAAUCAAAUGGAGGUUCGUAACAUCAAAGGAAUGAUAUAUAGCUUUCCAGGUAGUCAGAACGGUUUUUCUUUCUGCAGAUGUUUCUCAGAACAUGGCUUGGAUUCCUCUGGCGUGUCAGUAACCGUGCUUGCCCCAUAUCUCAAUGACUUCCCUAAGAAGAAGAAGAAACUGGGUACAUGGGCUCAUCUAAUCUGCAACUAGAGAGAAUGAAUAUCUACCUCAAUGACGCGAGAGGCAGAAAGUACAUUCCCCGCGAUCCUUCUCGACUUAAAGCCAGGGACAAUGUAUGCGAUCAGAUACGGUCCUGGUGGUCCUUUACUUAGACCUGACAACUUCGUUUUUAGGCAAUGUGGAACGGGCAACAACUGGGCCAGGGGCACUAUGCUGAAGGGGCCGAUUUGGUAGAUCAAGUGACUGAUGCUAUUCGGAAAGAAGCAGAGAUAUGCGAUUGCAAUCAAGGUUUCCAGAUUGCCCAUUUGCUAGAUGGCGGGACGAGGCCCGGUAUGGGCACGCUUUUGAUUUCAAGAAUCAAAGAAGAGUUCCCCGAUCGAAUGAUGACCGCGUUAUGCUCUGCUAAAGCUCCGAUGCCGUCGCUGGACCUUGCAAUGCCAUGCUCUUCACGAAACACUGGAUUCAUGAAGCGGAUAAGACUUUCUGCUUCGACACUGGUGUGCGAUAGACAAUUUCUUCGCUAUUGCUGCAUCAAUAUACUUGAAUGCGCACUUUAAGACUCGGUUAUCCCACGCACUGUGCCUUCCAUUACUUUGUCUCAGCAGUCAUAUCUGGAGUCUCGGUGUGCCUUUACUUUCUAAGCGAGCUAAACCCGGAUAUGUGCAAUCUCUUAAGAUGGUUCCGUUUGCCCAUUUGAGCAUCUUGAUGGCGGGCUUUGCACCACUCACCAGCCACAUGUGCACUC